AUGCGACAUGCAGGGACAGACGAUACUAGAAUUUUCUACACAUACCUUCACUCUUCUUCACCACCUCGCCGAAGCAAACCCAAAAUCCCUCUAGGACAUUUCGUCGAACACCAUGUCUGCAACAAUGAUGGGCUACACCAUUUCCUGAUGUUGUUUAUAAUGUUGGCAUUUUCUGUGCUAUUUGACUCUGUAAAAGCUCCUGGUCUUGGGCUGGGUGCAAGAUACAUAUUCACCAUGGCGAUUGGGCGCCUUCUUCGGGCCAUAACUUUUGUGUCUACAAUUCUGCCAUCAGCUCGGCCUUGGUGUGCAUCAACUCGGUUCAGAGUCCCUGCAUACCCUCAUCGUUGGGCUCAAAAAUAUUAUGUACCUUUUGUUUCUGAUGCCAACGCUAUACGCCAGCUUAUCCAUCUUGAUAGAGCUUUUGAUGAAGUUGCAAAUUUCAUUGAAGAUCCCCGUCCAGAUUGGGGAUCAAUGAACUUCUUAAUUGAUUUCUUGCGACCCAAUGCUUUCGAAGGAUCUUCAUGGUAUCAUCUUCUGAAAAAGGCUGGAGGCGGCUGCAACGACCUCCUAUACAGUGGCCAUAUGCUCGUAGCAGUACUCACAGCUAUGGCAUGGACGGAAGCUUAUGGAGGUUUUAGCUCAGUUCUGAUAUGGCUACUAGUAAUGCACAGUGCCCAGAGAGAAGUACGGGAACGCCACCAUUACAGUGUGGACUGUAUCGUGGCCAUCUACGUGGGCGUUCUCCUUUGGAAGAUGACAGGUUUUAUUUGGCGAACCAAGGACGCAUCGAGGGAUAGGAGGCUAGACAAGCUAGAGAAGAUUCAAAGCAGAUUAAUCCAGGCUGCAAAAGAUUCUGACAUGGAUGAGGUGAGGGAGCUCUUGAAAGAGGUUGAGUUGGGCAGUCAAGAGAUCCACCAUACUAGCACGAGCCGGGCUAUGUGGUUGUUCUCUGGCGCCACCAUUUUCUCCACACUUACCAUUGUUCUUCUGGCUUUUACAUGGACGAGUGAUGGGUGAUUUUUUGCUGUGAUUUUUGGAGGGCUUUUGUGCCACGAUUUAGCACCACGGUUAAGAAGUCUCAACAUUGUAGUUUAAUGUAACUUUUGAGUCUGUCAUCUUUUUCUUUUUUCUUUAUUUCUUUUUCUUUUAGUGUGUUCUUUGUUGUAUUUCCAUUUCCUGCAGAUGAUCUCCAACUCUGCCAUAUAUCUUCCCACGGGUUGAAGCGAAGAAAGACAUUUUGCAUAUUUGUCUAAUUGUUUGUAUUUGUUAGAAAAAAAGAAGAGAAAAAAAAAAUCAUAUUAUGAUGUCAACAACAGGUCACAAUUUGUUGAAAAUUAGGAGGGAUUUAUUUUGCCAUUUGGUUGUCUUGAAAAAUUAAGGAAAUGAUAAUUGUUGUAACUGAGAAUUUUUAUUCA
Messenger RNA from Camellia sinensis, 1415 nucleotides. The record is from RefSeq and is a predicted model, not a curated record. NCBI's taxonomy places the organism in Eukaryota, Viridiplantae, Streptophyta, Magnoliopsida, Ericales, Theaceae.